AUGGUGGUCGUGGUAUUAAAGAAAAGAAAUAUCAGGAUUUUGAUAAUCACUAUCUUGUUGUUGGGGUUGACAUUAACAGUAUUGAAAUCUACUACUACAAGCGUUAUCCCUACAUUCAAUUCAGUAACUGAUGAUUCAGAUUCCAUUAUUCAUGAGAUUAAUGAUUACAAUAGUAACGAUGCCAAGCAAAUUAAUGUUCCUAUAAAUAAUGAUAUUAAUGAUAUAUCAGUACAGGAAAGUUCCAACAACAAAGAAGCGGCUAUAAAACAAGACCAAAUGAUAGAACAACAACAACAACAACAACAGGAGAUUGAACCUCUAAAUGUUUCUGCUAUCGAUAUUGAGAAGGAAUAUGCAGAAAUUCUAAACCUUGGCCCGAUAAUUAUGUUUAGUAAAACAUAUUGCCCAUAUAGUCAUAAAUUGAAAAAUCUGUUAUCUGAUCAUUUUGAGUUUGAUCCACCAAUUAUAUUCAUUGAAUUAGAUCGACACCAAAAAGGCGCUGAAUUACAAGAGUAUAUAGGAAGAGUUACAGGGAGAACAACAGUACCAAACCUAAUGAUUAAUGGGGAGUCUAGAGGUGGAUUUGAUGACAUUAAUAAAUUAUUCAAUUCAGAGACUUUAUAUGAUAGUUUAGUUAAAUGGUGUGAUAAUAAGCUUACAGUUAGAAAGAGAUUGGUACCACUAUCGCAAAAAUAA
This is a messenger RNA of Arxiozyma heterogenica, 696 nucleotides long. It is a transcript of the gene GRX6, whose product is annotated as glutathione-disulfide reductase GRX6. Gene Ontology annotation, molecular function: glutathione disulfide oxidoreductase activity. The transcript has a single exon. The record is from RefSeq and is a predicted model, not a curated record. Lineage: Eukaryota; Fungi; Ascomycota; Saccharomycetes; Saccharomycetales; Saccharomycetaceae. Gene Ontology annotation, biological process: cellular response to oxidative stress. Bases 1 to 696 code for a protein of 231 amino acids. Gene Ontology annotation, cellular component: Golgi lumen; cis-Golgi network; fungal-type vacuole.